Mytilus californianus (California mussel) is the source of this 760-nucleotide messenger RNA. RefSeq lists its product as uncharacterized. Bases 14 to 760 code for a protein of 248 amino acids. Gene Ontology annotation, molecular function: nucleic acid binding. The record is from RefSeq and is a predicted model, not a curated record. The transcript is spliced from 5 exons. Lineage: Eukaryota; Metazoa; Mollusca; Bivalvia; Mytilida; Mytilidae.
GUUUAUUCAAAAAAUGGUUCCACAGUCUAAAAAGCUAUCUAACUUGGGCUCAUCACAGGCAAAUGAAAGCUUUAAUAACUUAAUUGCUCUCAAAGCUCCAAAAACCAAACAUUUCUCCACAUCAGCAUCUUUAAAUUACAGAGUCAGCUCAGCUGUACUCCAAAAGAAUGAGGGUUAUAAUUACAUUGCUGAGUUAAACACAUCUAUAGGCCUGUCACCUGGAAAUGAGACCCUAAGCAGGGGUAAUAAAUUAAACAAGAAGAGAGAGGGCAACAAAAACAGAUUCAAAAGCAAACAGGGAAAAAGACAACGUAAAGUUCUCAAAAAGAAACGCCUCCAAAAAACAACAGUGGCUGAAGUCAAAGAAGGGAGAACAUACCACAGUUCAAUCGGGUUAGAAGAUUUUGCAACAAUAGACAUAGAAGAAAUACCUGCAAUUCCUGAAGCUGAAACCUUUACAAACAUAGAUGAUGCACCAAUAGUUUGUUUUGAUUUAGAGACAACUGGUUUAAGUAGAUAUUCUGAUAUAACCCAGAUAGCUGCAUGCACCAAAGACAGUUCCUUCAGUCGAUAUAUAUUUCCAGACCAACAAAUUUCAAGAGAAGCAUCAGAAAUAACAAAAAUCACUAUUGUAGGACAAAAAAUGUAUUACAAUGGUAAUGCUGUUGUUUAUAAGCAUAAACAUGAAGGAAUGACUGAUUUUUAUACGACCUUAGAUGGAUCACAAGGAUCAUCAGAUUUGAAAAUUGGCGAAAUAUAA